GCCAUUCAUCCGUUAUGUACUUCGCGUACUCAUCUUUGUUUACAAAAUAUCAAGCCAUGUUUACUGAUAAGGAAUUUUCUCUUAAGUUCCGUACGUUGAUAAGAAAUUCGAAAAGAAGUGUGCAAUUUGGGAAAACAAUACUCAUAAUUUCGCAUUUGGUGUUUUGUGAAUUUGUUCGGCCAGACAGACGAUUCAGCUCCAGCCCAAGGACACUGCUUCGCACUACCACAAGGUUCGAUUAAAAACUCUUGAAGCGCAUUUCCCACGAGGCGUUCGGUGAACUGAAUCUGUGUUAGUGCUGUAUCGUCAUCACAUUUCGCGUUGACCCACGAAUAGGAGAGCUAAGAAACACGCGGUAUAAUGCUACUGCGCUCCCAUCAAUUGGCGCUAAUUGCGCCCACCACUUUACGCUGCUGCAGUCGCAAAAUGGUACUGGAAACAUCGACACGCGCUGCGGCCACGAGUGCCGUCGUUUCCAGCCCGAUCAAGCCUUCGUCCAACGUGAAAGGUGGUGUCCAGCCAGUGUCACUUCCACUGGGCACGAGGGAUCAUCCUGUUGAACCGAAGAAACCUGUCCAGGAAAACUACGAGAAUGCCGUCCAAGCCCUCAACUCGCUGCAAUCGAACUAUAGCGUUCUUCAAAGUUCGACAAGUAGGACUCACACGGCGGAUUCGAUCCACAUUCAGGAGACGGUGAAGUUUUUGCAACGAGUAGGAAUUUCGCUGGAAACACUCGAUCAUCUUCCGGUUAUUCACAUUUCCGGUACGAAAGGCAAGGGUUCAACAUGCUCCCUAGUGGAAUCCAUUCUGCGAGCUCACGGCUACCGAACCGGUUUCUUCAGCUCACCGCAUCUAGUGUCUGUGACGGAGCGCAUUCGACUGAAUGGGACUCCAAUCGAUUCGACGAAAUUUGCCACCUAUUUUUGGAGGAUAUACAAUCGUUUGCUGAACAGUCGAGAUCAUCCCUACGACCUCCCAGCUUAUUUCAACUUCCUCACAAUUCUCGCAUUCAACGUUUUUCUCCGAGAGAAGAUUGAUGUGGCCAUUGUGGAGGUUGGCAUUGGCGGAAAGUACGACUGCACAAAUGUUGUACGUGGGACAAAAACCGUCGGAAUAACCUCUCUAGGUUUGGAACACACCGCACUGCUGGGGAACACUAUCGAAGACAUCGCCUGGCAGAAAGCCGGUAUCAUAAAGAAUAAUUCGGAUGUCUUCACCGUACGCCAACCCGAGGGCUGUUUGGACGUGAUUGCGAAUCAGUGCCAGGAAAAGGCAGCCCAACUUCACCUGGUGCCUGAUUUCGAUUCCUACUCAUGGAAACGAAAGCCGAAUCUGAAUGCUAACAAUUUGGCCAUCAAGCUGAACACAUCGCUAGCCAUUCAGAUAUCCCAGAACUGGAUCAGCCGAACACGUCCAGAACUGCUAGGCCGAAACGAUGGUUCCCUUUCGGAGAUGUUCAGCCGAGGUGUUGAAUCGUGUUUUUGGCCUGGUCGGUGUCAUCAAAUCCACAAGGGGAAUAAGCGAAUAUUCUUGGAUGGUGCUCACACGGUGGAAAGUAUCGAAAUCUGUUCGAAAUGGUUUCAGUCGUGUCAGCGGAAGGAAAACCCCAAGGUUCUAAUUUUCAAUGCUACUGGAAAUCGGGACACGCGAAAAUUGUUGGCAAUACUGUCUAAGCAUGUCCAUUUCGACAGAGUGUUCUUCGCUCCCAACAUUGCUUCACAGUCGACGUCGAAUAUAGAUGCUAUCAAUCAUAACUUUCCCAGUGACGAACAAAUGAGACGUUGCGAAGAAAAUGCUCAGCUAUGGCGCGAAAUAAUGGAACAACGCAACUCACUGCAUGUUAGUGUAGCGUCGGUGCAACCUGCCCUGGAUGGCGUGAUUGAACAAAUCGAUAAUAGCUAUAUGCAACAUCAGGAAUGUGAUAUUUUGGUAACCGGAUCCCUUCAUUUGAUUGGAGCUGUGUUGACUGCACUGAAAAUGGAAUCACAAGUGAUAACGCCCAGCUGAAAAAAAAUGUUGCCUGCGAAGGGCUAUAAUGUUCAGCAAUUUUCAAGGAAAGACGGCGAUGCUCUCGUCACAAGUGGAAUCUUUUCUGCACGUGCUGAAAGCAGAGGUGAGCGAUAUGUACAAUUAUUUUACUACACUGUUGUGUGAUGAUCUUUUAUGCAACAACAUACAAGGCAAAAGUUCUAGUUCUACAAGAAUUGAAUGUUCA
Aedes aegypti (yellow fever mosquito) is the source of this 2215-nucleotide messenger RNA. Its product is annotated as folylpolyglutamate synthase, mitochondrial. The transcript is spliced from 5 exons. Gene Ontology annotation, molecular function: tetrahydrofolylpolyglutamate synthase activity; ATP binding. Lineage: Eukaryota; Metazoa; Arthropoda; Insecta; Diptera; Culicidae. The record is from RefSeq and is a predicted model, not a curated record. Gene Ontology annotation, biological process: tetrahydrofolylpolyglutamate biosynthetic process. The coding region runs from base 361 to 2007 and encodes 548 amino acids. Gene Ontology annotation, cellular component: cytoplasm; mitochondrion; cytosol.